Ctenopharyngodon idella (grass carp) is the source of this 4718-nucleotide messenger RNA. RefSeq names its product ubiquitin specific peptidase 46 (gene usp46). The record is from RefSeq and is a predicted model, not a curated record. The transcript is spliced from 9 exons. Gene Ontology annotation, cellular component: cytosol; nucleus. Gene Ontology annotation, biological process: protein deubiquitination. Lineage: Eukaryota; Metazoa; Chordata; Actinopteri; Cypriniformes; Xenocyprididae. Gene Ontology annotation, molecular function: cysteine-type deubiquitinase activity; cysteine-type endopeptidase activity. The coding region runs from base 322 to 1434 and encodes 370 amino acids.
ACCAAUCGCGUUUCAUUGGGCGGGGUUUGAUCGCUAAUCCAGGAUGUGAAUGUUUCGUUUAGUACGUACAACUGGCAAAGAUGUUUACAAUAAAUAUAUUCCGUGUUUUUAUUCUUAGUUGCAGUGACCAUGAAGAAAACAAAUAGAUGAAAGCCGUAGACGUUUAUCUCUCGCUUUGUUUGCACUUUGCAUGAGCAGCGGGGAUUGAAUGGUCACUGAUUGCUGUCCUCGGUUGGGAUUGCAUCUUGGCCUGUCAGUGUACUGCUGCUACAGUCAUGUUUAAUUCAUAAAGAUGGCAACGAGGGGCACCUUAUAAACUAAAUGACUGUCAGAAACAUCGCCUCCAUUUGUAAUAUGGGCACCAAUGCCUCUGCUCUGGAGAAAGACAUUGGUCCAGAGCAGUUUCCCAUUAAUGAACACUACUUUGGAUUGGUCAACUUUGGGAACACAUGUUACUGUAACUCAGUGUUGCAGGCUCUGUAUUUCUGCCGGCCGUUCAGGGAGAAUGUGUUGGCGUAUAAAGUCCAGCAGAAAAAAAAGGAGAACCUUCUCACCUGUCUGGCCGACCUCUUCCACAGCAUCGCCACGCAGAAGAAGAAGGUGGGCGUGAUCCCUCCCAAGAAGUUCAUCUCACGUCUGCGGAAGGAGAAUGACCUGUUUGAUAACUACAUGCAGCAGGACGCCCAUGAGUUCCUGAACUAUCUGCUGAACACUGUGGCUGACAUUCUGCAAGAGGAGAAGAAACAGGAGAAACAGAAUGGACGGCUGAAGAACAAUGGCACUGCCAUCGCCACAGACACCGAGCCGGAACAGAACAAGGCCGAGCCCACCUGGGUUCAUGAUAUCUUCCAGGGCACGCUGACCAAUGAGACGCGCUGUCUCAACUGUGAGACGGUCAGUAGCAAGGAUGAAGACUUUUUGGAUUUGUCUGUAGAUGUUGAGCAGAACACUUCAAUAACACACUGUCUCAGGGACUUCAGUAAUACAGAGACCCUGUGCAGUGAGUAUAAAUACUACUGUGAGACGUGCUGUAGCAAACAAGAGGCACAGAAACGUAUGCGUGUGAAGAAGUUGCCCAUGAUCUUGGCUCUUCAUUUGAAGCGCUUUAAGUACAUGGAGCAGCUGCAUCGGUACACUAAACUGAGCUAUCGUGUGGUCUUUCCACUGGAGCUCCGCCUCUUCAACACCUCCGCUGACGCUGUCAACCUCGACCGCAUGUAUGACCUUGUCGCUGUGGUGGUUCACUGUGGCAGUGGCCCAAACAGAGGGCAUUACAUCAGCAUCGUGAAGAGUCACGGCUUCUGGCUGCUGUUUGAUGAUGACAUUGUGGAGAAAAUUGAUGCACAGGCAAUAGAAGAGUUUUACGGUUUGACCUCUGACAUUUCCAAAAACUCUGAGUCAGGAUACAUCCUGUUCUAUCAGUCCAGAGAAUGAAGGAGCAGAGGGGGGACAAAUGAAGAGCUGAGGAGGAUCACGAGAAGAGAUCAAAAGGAACGGUAUACGUGAAGAUGACAUCCGCUAGAUUCCUUUUCCACAUCCUUCUCCUUUUCCUCAUCUCAUACUUAGGGUCUCCAGCUGAGACUGAGUGCCAAAAGCUCUCUUUAACCCUAUUUGCCAAUAUGACAUUUCCCAGAAGUUCCAUUCUCCUAAAUCUCGCUGCACUCUGGGGGAAUAAAUCACAUCUUCAAAUCUGACCCUCAAGUCAGUCACCUGCAUCUGAAAGGCACUUUAUAAACAAAACAACAAUAAGUAACACAAAAGCAACACAAUGAAAAAAAUCACAACAUAUACAACUACAAUACUUGUGAAAACUUGAAGGAAUCAAAAAGCUACAAACGGAGCAAUGAGUACUGGUACUCUAGCAAGAGUCACUGCUUCUGAUUGGUCAGUGCCUCUCAUCCUGGGUAUCUGAAACCAGGAAGAGGGUUUCUCUCUCUUGAUCCCUGGCUUAAGAUCCCUGGCUUCACUUCAGAUGUUUUGUACUGUGAUGCCCACCCAUCAGUCCUCAUUCGUACAACUCUUACCCAGUAGCUGGUGAAUCCGCACAUCCUAGUUCAGUCUUGGUCAUCUGAGGGGCUGUUUGCACUGUGUGACCAUUUGUUUUGGAUUUCGCCAUGUUGUGGGAUUAUGAUUCUGAGCAGUCUGUUACAUGAGUGAGUGUAUUUGUGUGUGUGUGUGUGUGUGUGUGUGUCUGCAUUAAGACAGUAAAUGCAGGCAGCUGCUCUGAAGUGACUUUCAUCCAGAAAUAGUUGCAGUCUUGUUACCAAGAGAGAUUUCAAAAGUUGUCCUAUUUAAAUCUCUUCCAGUAACAAAGAAAAAGGGCAGAAUUGCAAGGCUGAAAUGCUGCUUUUGUCUCCCUUGCAUUCUUAUCUAACACUGUUGUUACCUAACUUUCAUUAUAGGUAAGGGCCUUACAUAGAUUUAGUUUCUGCUUUAGUUUCUCUAGUUUGGUUGAAUCCAUGAUUUGACUCCAUCUUUUCUUCUUCUUAAAGGGAUAGUUCACCCAAAAAAAUGAAAAUUACCCCGAUGAUUUACUCAACCUCAAGCCAUUUUAGGUGUAUAUGACUUCUUUCAGACAUGAUCUGAGAAAAAUAUCCAAUCCAGUCUGCCAGAAGCUAGUUAUUUUAGUUUAUAAAGUUUUAAAUAUGGAUAUUUUUCUUACAAAAACCCAUCGCUUCACUUCAGAAGGCCUUUAUUAACCCCCUGGAGCCGUAUGGAUUAUUUUUAUGAUGGAUGAAUGCAUUUUUGGGGUGGGGGCUUCAAAAUCUCACCCCCAUUCACUACCAUUAUAAAGCUUGGAAGAGCCAGGAUAUUUUUAAAUAUAUCUCCGAUUGUGUUUGUCUGAAAGAAGAUAGUCAUAUACACCUAGGAUGACUUGAGGGUGAGUAAAUCAUGGGAUAAUUUUCAUUUUUGGGUGAACUAUCACUUUAAUACAUGUUGCAACUUGGUCCCUGGUCAUUUAUUAGAAGUUAGAUAAUAUAGCAUUUCAUUUUAUCAUUACUUUGAGGUGUUAUGUCUUGGACACAGAUAUGACAUUCAACAGCAGCAGCCUUGAGAUUAUUUCAUUGCGAUCUGUGAAGUUCAGCUUUAGUUCUUAUCGAAGUAUCUGAUAGGACAUCGCUGUUACGAUAAGAACAUUUCAACUUUGUGGUGAGUGGCGUUUAUCUGAGAGGGCUUUUACUAUUUAUUAUACGUUGUAUUGAGAGCAUCUGACUUUCGAAAAAAUGGGGAACUUUAUCGAAGACAGUAGGGAAAUGUACUUGAUAAUCCUGAUUUUUGGGAUUUAAUUUUGUAUAUAAAUGGGAGAGAGUGACUUCAAACAGUCAUCGAAGGGAAACAAGGUGCAAUACAGGGACAAGAUGAACAUUCCAUGCUCGUUUUACACCAACAUUUCUACGCUUUUUAUAAAAACUAAGCUCACAGAAACACUAACAACUGAUCGGUACUCCUGUUUCUUCAUUGUAUAGCUUUUUAAUGUUAUUGUUUGAUUUAGGUGAAUAUCUAAUGGUCAUUUACCAUUUUAUUAUCUCAGAAAUACUGUAAUAUUUCCCACAACUGAAAUACAUAAUUUAUUUGCCUUUUUUUGUCCGUUCACAGCUCAUUCAGUGUAACAGUAGAAUAAGUGAUUAGGGGGGGGGAAAUGUUUUUUUAGUGUUUUCUAGAUUCAUCCAUUGCUCCACAUGCGUUCUUGAGCCCUAAGUCUGUGGUACUUGUAUUUUCACACUCCUCAAAAUCAUUAUAAUAUGUAAUUAUAUGUUAAUGCCGCACUACAUGCAAUAUAGAUGUAUGAACACUGUGUAACAACACAAUGUGAGAUUGACUAUGCAGUGUUUGUGCUUGUCCUGUUGUUUCCCGACGCUCGACAGAUGCUGAGUGAUUAUUUGGACGGUAGUUUUUUCAUACGCAGUUCCCCAGUGACACUAGCGCUAUACUAGUGCUAUUUUUCAAAAAGAGAAGCAUAUGUGGUUGUUUAAAGAUGUUUUAGUGGUACUAAGACCAUGUUUCUUGUCCCAUGCCUGUUCUUUUGGUUCGUCAGUGAUCAAAAUGAACAGAAAUGUGCCAAAAUUGUGGUGGGAAACUCUCACAGUCCUUCAUACUGGAAAAUGAAAGAUAUCUCUGUGUCAUGAAGCUGUACAUAAAUAUUAUGUAGACAUAUUGGUUAGAAAUAAAUUAUAUUUUUAAAACACUAAAUGAUUCUAUUAAAAAGGACUUAUUAUUCACAUGGGGAAGUCAUGGUUGCAAAUGAAGAAAUUACAAGCUGUUGACUGUUGGAGAUUUUAUUAUUUCAAUCAGGUCCCUUAUGGAGACCUGGAUCAUUUUGAAGUUUGUUCUGUAGAGUAGCCUAAACUAAAAGUACUGUAACUUCUUACUACUGUGGAUUGAAUCCCCACACACACAUAUACAUGAACAUCUGGAUAUGUUGAGAACCUAUUAGACUGUCACUUUUCUCAGUUACACACCUUGUAUGCAAAAAACACACCUGUCGGUUUUGUCCUCUUUUCAUGUGUGUAUUUUUUUUAGGUCCACAAAAGAAAUGUACAAUGUUUGUUUGUUUGUCUGAGAGAAAAAUACCAGGACUCAAACUCUAAUGGAAAGUGUGAUAACUGUAAGUGCACUUUAUCAUAGCAGAACCAAAAAAGUUUCUCGUAGGAACUGGAAUCCUGAAUGAGAUUCUUUUGGUUUAUUUUCCUUUCCUCAAUAAAUGAAACACAACUUUA